This is a messenger RNA of Sinocyclocheilus grahami, 3392 nucleotides long. Its product is annotated as proto-oncogene tyrosine-protein kinase Src. Gene Ontology annotation, molecular function: ATP binding; protein tyrosine kinase activity; protein binding. Bases 499 to 2118 code for a protein of 539 amino acids. Gene Ontology annotation, biological process: protein phosphorylation. Lineage: Eukaryota; Metazoa; Chordata; Actinopteri; Cypriniformes; Cyprinidae. The transcript has 15 exons. The record is from RefSeq and is a predicted model, not a curated record.
UGUCUCUGCUAGUCAAGUGUAACGUAGUAAAACAGUGUCUCGUCAAAGCGCCCUGCCCUCCCUUCUGCCUUUCCAGUUUUCCCAUCAUCUCAUACGGGUGCCAUGGCUCUGACUCCCCCUUCGGCCGUGCGCGCUUUCUCAAGGACGCGAUAAACUACUGCUGCGUAUCAGAUCAUUCCCGACCGCUUUUGGUCGUAUAUUAAUUGUUACCGGCGUAACAUUCAUGUUCAUGUUCAUUCAUACACCGAGAACAGUAACUCAAAGGUCAUUCAGAGCAACGAAAGGAUUUUAUUUGCACCACAUUCGUGGUUCUCGACAAGAGGAAGUUCAAAGGUGACCGAAUGUGAAACUCAGUCUUUUUUCCAAGUGAUCAGUAAUCAGCUGAUUCUGAGUGUUCGCUGUGCCGAUGGGUCGUGCCCUGACUUGCUUGCAGAACGUGAUGAAGACAUGAAGAGGCAGAUAUAGACCAAAACAGCACGGUUCAGAAAGGUCUAGGCCAUGGGUGGAACCAAGAGUAAACCCAAAGAGCUCGGCCAGCGCUCCCGGAGUCUAGACGACGGCACUGGAGGUCACCAUCACAGUCCCAAGCAGUCGUCCUUCACACCCAACCGGAGUCCACCGGUGGACGGUACCAGACACGGCACCCAGCCCAACAUCAUCAACGCGCAGCAGGCGCUGUUUGGAGGAGUGAACUCGAACAACAGCAUCACGUCUCCUCACAGGGUCGGCACGCUUUCCGGCGGCGUGACCACGUUUGUGGCUUUGUAUGACUACGAGUCACGAACCGCCUCCGAUUUGUCAUUCAGGAAAGGAGAACGACUCCAGAUUGUCAAUAACACGAGAAAGUUGAACCCCAGGGAGGGCGACUGGUGGCUGGCUCGCUCGCUGACGACAGGAGAGAGUGGAUACAUUCCCAGCAAUUACGUGGCACCGUCUGAUUCCAUCCAGGCUGAAGAAUGGUACUUUGGAAAGAUCACACGCAGGGACUCCGAGCGCCUCCUCUUGAUUCUGGAAAACAGGAGAGGAACAUUCCUGGUCAGAGAGAGUGAGACAACCAAAGGUGCCUACUGUCUUUCUGUCCUGGAUUACGACAACGUCAAGGGCCUAAAUGUCAAACAUUACAAGAUCAGGAAGCUGGACAGCGGGGGUUUUUACAUCACGUCGCGCACACAGUUCAGUACUUUACAGCAGCUGGUCAACCACUACCGCCAGCACGCAGACGGCCUGUGUCACUGUCUGACUGACGUGUGUCCAGUGCUGAAGCCUCAGACUCAAGGCCUGGCACGGGACGCCUGGGAGAUCCCACGGGACUCUCUGAGACUGGACAUCAAGCUCGGCCAGGGCUGCUUCGGAGAGGUCUGGAUGGGCACUUGGAACGGCACGACACGCGUGGCCAUCAAGACUCUGAAGACUGGCACUAUGUCUCCUGAGGCCUUCCUGCAGGAAGCACAGGUGAUGAAGAAACUCCGGCAUGAGAAGCUGGUGCAGCUUUACGCUGUCGUCUCAGAGGAGCCCAUUUACAUCGUCACUGAGUACAUGGGACAAGGAAGUCUGUUGGAUUUCCUGAAGGGUGACAUGGGAAAAAUGCUGCGGUUGCCUCAGCUUGUGGAUAUGGCCUCUCAGAUCGCCUCUGGAAUGGCGUACGUGGAAAGAAUGAACUAUGUGCACAGGGACCUCAGGGCUGCCAACAUCCUGGUGGGUGAUAACCUGGUGUGUAAAGUGGCUGACUUUGGCCUUGCUCGACUCAUAGAGGACAACGAAUACACGGCCAGACAGGGAGCCAAGUUUCCCAUCAAGUGGACCGCGCCAGAGGCGGCGCUUUACGGCCGCUUCACCAUCAAAUCUGACGUGUGGUCGUUUGGGGUCUUACUGACGGAGCUGACGACCAAAGGCAGGGUGCCUUAUCCAGGUAUGGUGAACCGGGAGGUGCUGGACCAGGUGGAGCGUGGCUACAGGAUGCCCUGUCCCGCCGAGUGCCCAGAAUCCCUGCACGAGCUGAUGCUGACCUGCUGGCGCAAGGAGCCCGAAGAGCGGCCCACCUUCGAAUACCUCCAGAGCUUCCUGGAAGACUACUUCACCUCUACUGAACCACAGUACCAACCGGGCGAGAACCUCUAGAGAUGCCGAUCCAGUCAAGUGUGAGAAAGAGAAAGAGAGAUCCUUUUCCUGACCAGAAAACAAACACGGAAAGUUUGUGGAAUAACCCAAACAAUACUGAUCCACAUGGAAUGAUAUCCAAUUCAGCCCGUUUUAAGCAACUUGCUGGGUUUUCAUAUGGUCUCAGUGUUACAGCAUCGCCCUCUGUUAUUGUAAUCGCAUGUUUUUCCACUUUCAUCGCAGGUGAGCUUCAAACAGCAAGACAAGAUGCAUCUUUUCUGCAUCAUUCGCAAAGAAAUCCACUAACAAAUUUCUUCUUCGGCCGUGCAGCUUGCGGUUUCUGCUGAUAAUUGCUGCGAGGCUUUAUUUCCGAAGCUCUGCGGAUUGAUCGCAAGCUGUUUUUCUUGACCUCGAUGUACCACCACUUCUCUCCUAAACCCUUUUAGCGGAUGCUCCAGAUCUGUCAUUCAUCCUCCUCCCACAAUCCCUCACUUCUAUCCUCUCCCAUCCCCCUUCAAACCCCCAAAGCAUCAAGCUCCGUCAGCGCCGGUGUUUGUCAUGAACCCUGCGACCCGUUCACAAGCUCAGAUGGAUGAGAUUUGAUCGGCAACAUCAGAUGUCAGCACCUCUGUGCAUGUUGGGAGACAUCUGUGAUUGCAGCUCUCUCGUGACGAAUGGACGUUCCCGUUAAUGUCUUCCAAUAGAUAUCCAGGGUCCGUAUCUGAACAUGGUAUUUUAUGCCUUUUAAUGGUAGAAAUGAGCUUUUUGUCCCACUAUGUUUCUUUUGUAUGAACCUGGAUCAACUGGAAUAAGAAUGUGAUUGGUUGAGCACUGGUCACAUGAUUGGAAACGUUCGGACUGAAAUGAUGGAAACAAAACAUUCUUCCUUUUGAUAUGGACUCAAUUAGAGAAUCGUUCAGAAUGUGGUUUCAUUUGAUACAGUUAUUCUACUCUUCUAGUAUUCAAAACAACUACUGAUAUAUAGCAUUGUUUUUUGUUUAAAGCAGAUGUGACUGUAUAGUCCUACUUUGUGUGCCAAUACAAAGGAAAAAAUGAAUUUUUGUACUGUUUUAUUAUGUACAAAAUGUAUUUUUAUUAAUGUUGUUUUUUUUGUAUCAAAGAGGAUGAGCAGGCUUUGUAACUAGAAUUUAAAGGAAUAGUUCACUGAAACAUUUUCUAACCCUCAUGUUGUGUAAAACACAAACGGAGACGUUUAGCUGAAUGUCCAUGCUGCUCUUUUCCAUAUACAAUACUUUUACAUUUAUUGCAUGAGAAAAGCGUCCUCUAAAUGUCUC